AGCCAUUUUUGGCUCAAGGCUCGGCGCGCGCUGUUCUGCACCACUUUCACUUCCUUUCUCCUGUGCUUCCAUGGGCGCCGCUGCCGUAGAUUUCGCCUCCUUGCAAAUCGAGCGAGGUGCAUUUCCAGCGGCUCCAACAGGCGGCGCGGCGUUCGGCGCGCCGCAAUACCCCGAACAAGAUCCGGAAAAGAAGCUGGCAACAACUGACAUCGCGCCCUGCGUUGUUCGGCAUGUCGGUGGAGGAGUUCGUGGGGGAUGUCGAGAUCUUGCGCGGUUCGCGCGCGGGCGAGCCUAGCGCUUCGUCAGAGCAGGAAGUGGCAGGCAUGGCACCUUCUUCAUCGCAGAUCUCAUUGCCGAGCGGGCGGCGAAGCGCCGAGUGCCAGCUUCCCAACCUGGGGGGCAACGGGCAGCGAGGCAGAGAUGGCGCUGCAUCUUUCAGCUCCCCAGGCGAACCGAAUGAUAUUUCACUCGCGGGCAGGCUGGGCGACCAUGAGUCUAUCUUGCUGGAGCUGCGCGCGGACAUCUUGACCCUUUCCCGCCGCGGGCAGCCACGGCAGCGCAAGUCCGACUCAAAUAAGCAGGAUGUAUUGGACGGCCACUCUUCCAUUCAGAUCCAUCAGGGGGCGGAGAUGCAGCGGGGGGGGCUGAUUAGCACCCUGAGCUACGGGUGCGCCAAAUUCAAGACGGAGGCGAUGGCGGACACAAGCGGGGCGACCGGGUCGUUGGAGGCGAAGACCAACCUCGAGAACUAUUGCCACUGCGCGAGGGGGAACCUGCCCAACUUAAAGACGACGAACACGGCUGUCGUGAAUGAGUUUGGGCCACUUGGCAAGGACGGGACGCGCGUCUCCGAAUGGCUGAAGGUAAAUUCUCGCGCUGGCCAGAACGAGUAUAUGACCAAGCAGCAGGAGCUCAGAGACAUAGUGGGCCGCGUCUAUGAGAGGGUCCUCGGCCAUGCGUAGUAGCAGAGGCCUGCGUCGAGUGGAAGCGAGGGGUGAGAGGGCGAAGAGAGCACCGACGCCCCACGGCGUAGAGCGCGACGGUCUCUGGGAGGGCCGCGACGCAAAGACCGCGGAUCCGUCGUGACUUUUUUUCUGCGCCGAGCAGUUGGGUGCCCAUCGGUAGCGGCUCGCUGCUGAGUGAUGCAAUCUCCACCUUGCCCCCCUUAUCCCACAUUAUCCUUCUCCCCCUGUUAUCCGAAGCUGUCGCGAGCGCUUGGGAAGCGCAGAAUCACGACGUGUUGUCGCAGCGGCGCCGGUUUGUUCUAGGCUGGCAUGGCUUCCAAGCAGCCCAGAGGGCGAGGUUGUCGCGCUCGGGUUCGCCUGAGCAGCGAAGCUUCGGGCCCGCAACCCAACGCCAGCCUUGGCCUUUGCUGUGGGAUAUCUUCGCCGUUGAGGCGCGGCCCCCCUCCAGUCAGGGUGCAGCGCGAGCGGAACCGCAUUCAGCGCCUGCCUAGCAACCGAGAGCAGGCCCCCACCCUGGAGGAUGGGGGGCGGAGGUCACAGGCGGGGGCGGGAAUGUGCAGGACCCCUUCCCGCCGCCGCGCGGCCCUGCUGCCGGCCAUGACUUCGGCCAGGCAGCCCAGAGGCACCCAUGGCUUCUGCGCCUCCCUGUUUCCCCUUACUCACGGGGGGUUUGAGCAGUCUUAGUUUUAUUGUUCUGUGCCCGCUAACCCGUCAUGUCUCGGAUAGCUCGGAUAGCCCGGAUAGCCAAGAAUCAUCGACGAUCCGGGGAUGUUUUGAGCAAGCAGGAAACCCAAGUAGCUCCCUCGCCGUAGGAUUCGUUUGCUGAAGCGCGCCCUUCUUCGGGUUGCGAAAACACGCAGUUAAUCUACACAAUUUUUCGUUCAUUGCUCCUGCCCGCCUGGUUUCACCCAAACUUCUGCGUCAAGACCUAAAAGCGCCAUUUGGGACACGGAGAGCCCUCCGCGUGUGUUUCGUGAUCACGACGCCUUGACACCUGAACACCAGAAGCCCCAGCCUCUCCAUUACACCCGCCGUUUAAGAGCACCUGCCAUGUUUCGCCGCUGGCAACCGCUGCUCAAUCGUGUCGCUUCAGUGGCGUCAUGCUGCCCAGUGGUGUCGCAAUCGCUGCCCAAGCGGCGGCUAAGCAUGGCAAUCGAUGCCCAUUCUCAGCCGCCGCUUGCCCCAUGGUGUCGGCAUUCAGGCCCCCGUUUUUGCUCUGCGUAGGCAUGGCAAGGUUGACGAGGGAAUCUGCUCCAGUGUUUCACUCACGUGGCCUCCAAUCGACUGGUUCCGCAUACCCACCUCCUGGUUCAAGACAUAGGAUCCGAUGUAGAAGCACGCGGCUUCAGCCCCAAAUGCUUUGUGAGAGUCCAGAUCCUUGUGGCAAUUCUACUUGCUCCUUGUCGCCCGCGGACUAGAGGUGGGGCUGGAGCUUGACCUGGAGAUCGGGCUGGAACUAGAGCGGGGUUGGAAUUGGAAGUGAGGCUGUCGUGGG
Messenger RNA from Prorocentrum cordatum, 2460 nucleotides. The record is from the annotation of a GenBank genome assembly. NCBI's taxonomy places the organism in Eukaryota, Dinophyceae, Prorocentrales, Prorocentraceae.